UGCUUAGACAUUCGCAAUCGUCGGUGUCGGUUGUUACGAAUUGGUCAACCGGUAGUUAUCUAGGACGAGAAUAUCUACGUCAGGAUGGUUUGGGGAGAAUAUCCCGCUGAAUUUAAUCCCAAGGUUCACGGACCUUACGAUCCUGCACGUUUCUAUGGAAAAAAAGAUACUCCGUUCACUCAAGUGAGGCUGCGUGAGCUUGGCAGCUGGCUGGCUCGCCGCAACAAGACGCCUCGAGCAGCAACACAGGCUGUCUCUAGAGCCUGGUGGCGCUGGCAGCAAAAGUACCUCCUCCCCGAGAAAAUGGGUGUGGCCCCCUUCAUCCAGAUCGCAGUAGGAAGCAUGGCCUUCUUCUAUUUGAUCAACUACACUAAGUACAAGGCACAUCGCACUCAGAAGUACCAUUGGUAAGCCUUCAUCCUUCACCAUCUCAGGAGGAAGUAGAAGCCAAGCAAUGUAAUAUAUCAAUAAAUUUUCGCUAGACCACAUGAUGUUUUUUCAGUCUCAAUAAAUUCAUCAGAUAAUGUGUAAUUUUGAAGCGGUCGUAAGUUGUUCAUGAAUUUGUCCAUUUUGUUGCAAUGAUGGUGUCAGUGAUCAGGCAGUUGCUACUAUAGACUACAUGCAAUUGAUCAUUGUAAUCGGAAUCAGAUGUACUAAAGGGAUAAAAUAAAAUUCCCCAUACUA
Molecule: messenger RNA, 684 nt
Organism: Hyalella azteca
Lineage: Eukaryota; Metazoa; Arthropoda; Malacostraca; Amphipoda; Hyalellidae
Gene: ATPsynF
Product: putative ATP synthase subunit f, mitochondrial
Exons: 4
Coding region: 85-411 (108 amino acids)
Biological process (GO): proton motive force-driven mitochondrial ATP synthesis
Molecular function (GO): proton-transporting ATP synthase activity, rotational mechanism
Source: RefSeq, a predicted model, not a curated record